AAAGACAACCUUUUUUCCAUUCCUGUGGUGCGUUAUGAGUGUCCCGUGAAGCAAGCCAGUUUUGCCUUUUACAACCCAGACGUCUGAGUGAUGCCUUUAAGACCCAGAGCUUCGUCUCAGCCCGGGAGAGGCGGCGUGCUCCUGAACCCCAAAGUCAUGGCGGUUCUGCGCCCCCGAGCUCUGACCUCGAGCUCCCGCUCGGCCGUAGAGGACCAGCUGUCAUGUCCAGUAUGCUGCGAGAUCUUCGCAGACCCCGUAGUCCUGCGCUGCAGCCACAGCUUCUGCCGGAACUGUCUGAACCAGUUUUGGAACAAGAAGGCGCCCAAGCGCGAGUGUCCUGUGUGCCGCAGGAGGUGUUCGCUCACCGAGCCGACAGUCAGCCUCGUGCUGAAGAACGUGUGCGAGACACUCGUGCAGGAGCAGAAAGGACUGACCACACCGCCAUCGUCGCCCGGCACCAUGGCCAGGCAGUUAGACCUGUGUACCACCCACAGAGAGCCGCUCAAACUCUUCUGCCACGACGACGAGGAGCUGCUCUGCUGCGUCUGUCACACCUCCAGGAAGCACCAAGGCCACCGAGUGUGUCCCAUGGAGGAAGCGGCGCAUGAUCUAAAGGCGGAGUUGAAGCAGGAGCUGGCGCCGAUGAAGAAAAGUCUCCGUCGGCUUUAUGAGGCCAAGCAGGAGAGGGACGACAUCACCGUACACAUCAAGAACCAAAGGCAGCAGGCAGAGAAACAGAUCAGAGAGGAUUUCGCAGAGAUCAGACAGUUCCUGGAGAAACAGGAGCGGGCGAGGAUCGCUCUCCUGUCUGAGGAAGAGGAGGAGAAGUUGCAUCUGAUGAAGAAAAACACAGACAACCUCUCGAGAGAUAUUCUGAACUUCUCACACGCUGUCAGAACCAUAGACGACGAAAUCGCCAACAGCGACUCUGUGUUCCUGCAGCACUACAAGAACAUAAAAAAGAGGACACAUUUGACCUUUAAUGAACCGGAGAAAGUUCCGGGUGCUCUCAUCGAUGUGGCGAGACACGUCAGCUCUCUGAAGUUCAGCUUGUGGGAAAACAUGCAGGCCAUGGUGGAAUACACUCCGGUGACUCUGGAUGCCAACACAGCCUACCCCUGCCUGACACUGAGCAAAAACCUGACCCAAGUCAGCAACAGCGGCGUGAUGCAGAAGCUUCCUGACAACCCCGAACGCUUCGACCACUUCGUCUUCGUUUUAGGCUCCAAUGGCUUCGAUUCGGGACGCCACGCCUGGGAGGUGGAGGUGAAGGACAACAACGACUGGGUUGUCGGCGUAGUGAAGGAGUCUAUAGCCAGGAAGGGGAAAGUCUCUGGAGGUCCAGAGGCAGGUUUCUGGACUAUAGCGCUUUCGGAUGGCUCGUACACGGCCAUGACAUCUCCGCCCACACAGCUCAAGCUGAGCGGCCGCCUCGAGAGGGUCAGAGUAAAGCUGGACUACGACGCCGGUGAGGUGAGCUUCUCCAACCCCAUGAACUUGACACCCAUCUACACUUUCUGUGAUCGCUUUACAGAGAGAAUGUUCCCUUUCUUCUGCCCUGGCGCCAACAUCAAUGGCAGCAACCCGGGUCCUCUAAAGAUCUGCCCAGUUAAAGUAGCCAUGUGGAACAGCGCCAUCUGGUAACAACGUUGUUUUGAUUCAAGAAAUAAAUAAAAAGGAUCUGCUGUACAUACUAAAUCAGACUCAAAGUAAUCAGAGUGCUCUGGAAAAUUUUAUUAUUUGUAUUGAGGGUAAAAUAACCAAUAAACGAUUA
Silurus meridionalis is the source of this 1774-nucleotide messenger RNA. It is a transcript of the gene trim35-12, whose product is annotated as tripartite motif containing 35-12. The transcript is spliced from 6 exons. The coding region runs from base 91 to 1644 and encodes 517 amino acids. Gene Ontology annotation, molecular function: zinc ion binding; protein binding. The record is from RefSeq and is a predicted model, not a curated record. Lineage: Eukaryota; Metazoa; Chordata; Actinopteri; Siluriformes; Siluridae.